AGAUUGACGAAAAUUUCACCAUAAGCAUCAACACAGCAGACACUCUUCCACCUUCUUCUCACUUCUCAUCCAUGUCACAACAACCUUAAUUAACAUGGAAAACAAACUUUGUAACGCCACGUGUUACCAUUUUAUUGGUUAUAUACUGUUGAAGCCUUUAAGCUGUUACCUUCUUAAGCCUCUCUGCUCCCUGGUUGUCUUUCCCCCAUUCCUCUGACCCUUUCCUUUUCCAUAUUCUCAAUCUUUUUCAUCUCUGCCUCAGAUCUGAUCUUUGUAUAUUCCGCAGUCAUGGCAGAGAAGGUGACCAUAAUGAAGCUCAAAGUUGAUCUUGAGUGCGAGAAAUGCUACAAGAAAGUCAAGAAGGUUCUCUGCAAAUUCCCUCAAAUUCGAGACCAGGAGUACGACUACAAGAAUAACAUCGUGACAAUCAAAGUGGUAUGCUGUAACCCUGAGAAGUUAAGGGACAAGCUUUGCUGCAAAGGUUGUGGUUCUAUCAAGAGCAUUGAAAUUGUGGAACCUCCCAAGCCCGAGAAGCCCAAGGAACCAGAGAAGCCUAAGGAGCCCGAGAAGCCCAAGGAACCAGAGAAGCCUAAGCAGCCCGAGAAACCAAAGGAACCAGAGAAGCCGAAAGAGCCUGAGAAGCCCAAAGAACCCGAGAAGCCUAAAGAGCCUGAGAAGCCCAAAGAACCCGAGAAGCCUAAAGAACCAGAGAAGCCAAAGGAGCCUGAGAAACCUAAGGAACCUGAGAAGUCGCCUCCGAUUGGGGUAUGCUGUGGGCCAUGCUAUGAAGGUAGGCCUGGUGGGCCAUGUUUUCAUGGUUACGGUGAGCCACUGCCAUGUUAUGGAAGACCUCCUAAAGUACCACUACCGCCGGUUCCUGUUCCGAUUGGGGUAUGCUGUGGGCCAUGUUCUGAAGGUAGGCCCGGUGGGCCAUGCUUUCAUGGUUACGGUGAGCCACUGCCAUGUUAUGGAAGACCUGUUUAUGAUAGUUAUGGUGGUGGCGGCAGACCUUAUUACGUGAGCCGUUGUGAUGAAUAUUUCUGUGAAGAAAACCCAUCUGCCUGCACAAUUAUGUGACAUCUCUCUCUCAUUCAAAGCCAAGUUCUACACUCCAUCCAUUGGAUCUGGCCAUUCUUGCAACUGGACUUUUAUUAUUAUUGGUUAUCCCAGGAUUAAAUAAUCUUUGUUUUUGUUAUUACAAAUUAAUAACGGUGUUUCGGGGGGAAUGAAAAUGAUACGAGGAGCUUAAGAAAGAAUAAAAGGCGUGUUAUAUUAUUGUAAUACUUUCAUAAAUUAGUGAAAGUUUCUUUCUUUACGUACAAUUUAAUUACUAUAAAUCUAGCUAAUUUGCAUGAUGGAUUUGCUUCUAAGUAAGGGUGAAAAUUGAUUUGCUCUGAAAGGAACUGCUUUGGUGGGUAGUGGUGCUUUGAAAUGCUGGGCAGCUAAGCCCCUCACAACGUGUCCUCUUUGUAUUGCACUUUUUGCGUUGUUG
Gastrolobium bilobum is the source of this 1492-nucleotide messenger RNA. RefSeq names its product protein PYRICULARIA ORYZAE RESISTANCE 21. Lineage: Eukaryota; Viridiplantae; Streptophyta; Magnoliopsida; Fabales; Fabaceae. The record is from RefSeq and is a predicted model, not a curated record. Gene Ontology annotation, biological process: regulation of defense response to fungus. Gene Ontology annotation, molecular function: metal ion binding. Bases 289 to 1077 code for a protein of 262 amino acids. The transcript has 3 exons.